AUGGGAAAAGGAGAGGAAGAUGCAGUGAACACCAAUGGCGGCUACGAAGGAAUCGGAAUUUGGAAGGGGAGACACAGUCCCGCUAACAGGCUUCCCAAGGCAUUAGUCCUAGCACCUACUAGGGAGUUAGCCAAGCAAGUUGAGAAGGAGAUACAGGAAUCUGCUCCUUACGUGAAAACGGUUUGUGUUUAUGGGGGUGUUUCUUAUGUAACGCAGCAGAGUGCGCUUUCGCGAGGUGUUGAUGUGGUGGUUGGAACACCGGGUAGAAUAAUUGAUCUAUUGAAUGGAGGUAGCCUUACUCUGAGUGAGGUGCAGUAUUUGGUGCUUGAUGAAGCUGAUCAGAUGCUUGCUGUUGGGUUUGAGGAGGACGUGGAGGUCAUUUUGGAUAAGGUCCCUGCGCAGCGCCAGACCAUGCUGUUUUCUGCUACCAUGCCUGGUUGGGUCAAGAAACUGUCCAGAAAGCAUUUGAACAAUCCUUUGACAAUUGAUUUGGUUGGCGAACAAGAAGAGAAACUUGCUGAAGGGAUCAAACUUUAUGCUUUAUCAGCCACUGCCACUUCAAAACGGACAGUUCUGUCUGAUCUUAUAACUGUUUAUGCAAAGGGUGGAAAGACUAUUGUUUUUACGCAGACAAAAAAGGAUGCUGAUGAAGUAUCAUUGGCAUUAACGAGUAGUAUAGCCUCUGAAGCACUGCAUGGUGAUAUAUCUCAGCAUCAGAGAGAGAGAACAUUGAAUGGUUUUCGACAAGGGAAAUUCACAGUGCUUGUUGCCACUGAUGUUGCUGCUCGUGGACUUGAUAUUCCGAAUGUUGAUUUGGUUAUACAUUAUGAACUUCCCAAUGAUGCUGAGACUUUUGUACAUCGUUCUGGUCGCACUGGGCGGGCAGGAAAAGAGGGUACUGCCAUAUUGAUGUACACCAGUAGCCAGAAGAGAACAGUUAGAUCCCUUGAGCAUGAUGUUGGCUGCAAAUUUGAAUUCAUUAGUCCACCGGCUAUGGAAGAAAUUUUGGAGUCAUCUGCUGAACAAGUUGUUGCUACACUUAAUAGAGUUCAUCCAGAGUCUGUGAAGUUUUUCACUGCAACUGCGCAAAAACUGGUUGAAGAACAAGGAGCAAGUGCCCUUGCAGCUGCUCUAGCACAGAUGAGUGGAUUCUCUCAACCUCCAUCAUGUCGGUCUCUUAUCAAUCAUGAACAGGGAUGGAUUACACUACAACUUACACGAGAUUCAGACACUUCUGGAAGAUUUUUUUCUGCAAGAUCUGUCACUGGGUUUCUUUCUGAUGUUUAUUCUCCAGCUGCUGAUGAAGUUGGAAAAAUACAUUUAAUUGCAGAUGAGAGGAUUAAAGGAGCUGUCUUUGAUCUCCCGGAGGAAGUUGCUAGAGAGUUGCUCAAAAAGGAACUGCCUUCUGGAAACACUAUUUCCAAAAUCACCAAAUUACCUCCUUUGCAAGACGAUGAACCUGCAAGUGAUUUCUAUGGGAAGUUUUCUGACAGAGACAGAAGUAACCGAAGGGGUUCUAAUUCUAGGGAUCAAAGAGGCUUUAGAAGUUCACGAGGAUGGGAAGGAGGCCAAGACUCUGAUGAUGAGUUCGGAAGAGGCAGUAGAAAUUUCAGAUCAGGCAACAAUAGGUCUCGAAUGGGAAAAAACAGCGGCGAUGACUGGCUAAUUGGAGGUGGACGAUCCAACAGAUUUUCAUCAUCCAACAGAAGCGGGCACGGAGGGGCCUGUUUCAAUUGUGGACAACCUGGCCAUCGAGCUGCAGAUUGUCGCAAAAAACGAGACUUUUUCUAGUUUGUACAUCUUUCGCUCUGGCACCACCCAAUCACAUAUCUAGGGAGCUGCACUAUUGAUGCCCUAACAUGGGGGGUUCAAGAAAUUGAAGAUGCUUUCCCACAGAAUCACAGAAUCGAUCUUACAUUUAAUAUCUAUUAUUUUUUUAGAAUUCUACGGAGAGGUCUCCACCUGUCCUGUCCAGAGAAUGAACAUUUUUGUCGUCACCCUUAUUGUAAUAUUUAUUUUUUUAUCAUUUCAUUGAGGCAUCAUGGUAUUUUUUUUGGCAAGAACAGUUACUGUACAAUGCUCUUUUGUCAGCUUAACCGUUGUUUCAGAAAAGAGAGGUAUACAUUUUUCACUAGUUCAUGAAUGA
Molecule: messenger RNA, 2146 nt
Organism: Vigna umbellata (rice bean)
Lineage: Eukaryota; Viridiplantae; Streptophyta; Magnoliopsida; Fabales; Fabaceae
Source: RefSeq, a predicted model, not a curated record